This is a messenger RNA of Xenopus laevis (African clawed frog), 979 nucleotides long. It is a transcript of the gene cnn1.S, whose product is annotated as calponin S homeolog. The transcript is spliced from 7 exons. Gene Ontology annotation, cellular component: actin cytoskeleton; focal adhesion. The record is from RefSeq and is marked predicted. Gene Ontology annotation, biological process: actin filament organization; actomyosin structure organization. Gene Ontology annotation, molecular function: actin filament binding; actin binding. The coding region runs from base 14 to 907 and encodes 297 amino acids. NCBI's taxonomy places the organism in Eukaryota, Metazoa, Chordata, Amphibia, Anura, Pipidae.
AAGAACCACAAACAUGUACGGUCACUUCAACAAGGGCCCGGCUUAUGGACUCAGCGCUGAGGUUAAGAACAAGUUGGCUCAGAAGUACGAUCCUCAGAAGGAGGCGGAGCUGAGACAAUGGAUAGAGAGCCUGACAGGAAGAACCAUUGGGAACAACUUCAUGGAUUCUCUAAAAGAUGGAAUCAUCCUCUGCGAGCUGAUCAACAAACUCCAGCCGGGCACUGUACGGAAGAUCAACGAAGCGACACAGAACUGGCACAAGCUGGAAAACAUAGGAAAUUUUACUAAAGGCAUCACACACUACGGGGUGAGACCCCAUGAUAUAUUUGAGGCAAACGAUCUCUUUGAGAACACUAACCUAACUCAAGUUCAAUGUACUCUGCUGGCCCUAGCUAAUGUGGCCAAGACAAAAGGUGCCAGAGUGGAUAUCGGAGUAAAAUAUGCUGAUCGUCAGGAAAGGAGAUUUGACGCUGAUAAACUUAAGGAGGGAAGGAAUAUUAUUGGUCUCCAGAUGGGAACAAACAAAUUUGCCAGCCAGAAAGGGAUGACGUCUUAUGGUACUCGUAGGCACCUCUAUGACCCCAAACUGGCUAAUGAACAACCAAUGGAUCAGGCAACAAUCAGCCUGCAAAUGGGCACCAAUAAAGGAGCUUCCCAGGCUGGCAUGACAGCGCCAGGUACCAAACGCCAGAUCUUUGACCAAAAACUUGGCAUGGAACAUUGCGAUACUCACAACAUCUCCUUGCAAAUGGGAUCAAACAAGGGGGCUUCUCAGCAAGGCAUGACUGUGUAUGGAUUGCCCCGGCAAGUUUAUGAUUCCAAGUACUGCAAUACGCCCGAUUUCCUAAUGGGAGAAGAUGAAGAUGGGCAAUAUAAUAACAGCCACCAGAAUUACAACUCUGAGUAACCCUCCAGCCUCUGUGUAACCCUGCCCACACCCCUUCUAUGCCAGUGUGUUUGCUACUGUGGCAAAAAAAAA